This is a messenger RNA of Gopherus flavomarginatus (Mexican gopher tortoise), 10964 nucleotides long. It is a transcript of the gene NAALADL2, whose product is annotated as N-acetylated alpha-linked acidic dipeptidase like 2. NCBI's taxonomy places the organism in Eukaryota, Metazoa, Chordata, Testudines, Testudinidae. The transcript has 16 exons. The record is from RefSeq and is a predicted model, not a curated record. The coding region runs from base 259 to 2595 and encodes 778 amino acids.
GGAAAGGGCUCUCUCCGCUUUACGGCUGCUGAAAACCCUCCCUGCCCAGCCAGCUCAGUGCAGCCGCGCCGCGCCCGGGCUCGCUCCUCUCCAAGAUUUCUCAGCUGGACAUUGGAAAUAGCUUUUGAUGGUUCUGGGCUUCUUUCAUUUGACCCAGGCGGAUUAUUCUAGAGAUUGUUACUCAAGACUAGAAAUAUGGCUUCAUGAAAAGGUGUCUGCAAACAGUGAUCCUUGCUGUCUUGGCUUUAAGAAAAAAAGAUGGCUUAUCGCAAAGUGAACGCAGACCAGAGAAUACAGGGGCACUCUCAAUACCUUGACAAUGAUGACCUCCAGGCCACCACAUUGGAACUAGAAUGGGACAUGGAAAAAGAGCUGGAGGAGCCUGGCUUUGACCAUUUCCAACUGGAUGGCAUAGUUGAUCACCAUUCAGGAAAUUCACAAAAUACUAACAUUGAUCUCGAGCCUAUUCAGCCCUCAGCAUCCCCUAAAGGAAGAUUUCAGCGACUUCAGGAAGACCCGGACUAUGUGUCACAUUAUACAAGACCCGCACCAAAGAGCAACCGCUGCAGCUUUUGUCGGAUAUUUAAACUAUUUUGCACUGUUUUGAUUUUAUUUAUUUUUGGAAUUUUAAUAGGAUAUUAUGCACAAAAAAAAUGUCCUCCUUCCCCCUCUUCUUCAGAACCAAGUGACCCUCAUUUCUACCACGAGAUUCUCAAGGAAAUCAAAGCUGAAGAUAUUCAAAAGAUUUUCAGAGAUUUGAUACAGUUGCCUGGGAAAGAAGAAGAUACAGACAUUGCGAUGAAACUUCUGGUUCGAUGGACGUCUUGUGGCCUUGAAGAUGUUCAGCUAGUAAAUUACUCUGUCUUGCUUGACCUGCCAGGCCCUUCUUCAAAUACAGUAACUCUGAAAAAUAGUGGUGAAUGCUUUUAUCCUAGUGGACAGAAGUGUUACAGGGAGACCAAAAAACUUCACAGCCAAGACCUUCUGUACUCAUACGCCGCUUACUCUGCCAAAGGAACUCUUGAGGCGGAAGUCAUUGAUGUGCAGUAUGGAACUGUAGAAGAUUUAGUCCUGAUUCAAGCCAUGACACAUGUGACCAAUAAAAUCGCACUUCUGAAGCUAGGAAAAUCACCUUUACUCUAUAAGCUUUCUCUGUUAGAAGAGGCGGGGUUUGGAGGCGUCCUCCUUUAUGUUGAUCCUUGCGAUUUACCAAAGACUCAAAAUCUUAGUGGUAAAGCAUUCAUGGUUUCCCUAAACAGUGGAGGAGACCCAUCGACACCUGGUUAUCCCAGUAUUGAUGGAAACUACAGACAGAACCGAUCAACCCUUACAUCACUGUUAGUGCAACCCAUAUCUGCACUGCUAGUCAAAAGACUUGUUUCUUUACCUGAGAACAGAAGCAAAAGUGAUGGGUGUAUCCCUCUCAAACUGCCUGUGACAGAAAAGAGAAUAAUCAGUCUAAAUGUUCAGACAGUCCCAACAUACAAGACAAUUUCUAAUGUUAUUGGGUAUUUAAAAGGAUCUACAUUUCCCGAUAGAUAUGUCAUAGUUGGUAGCCACCACAACAGUGUAUAUGGUUACAGUGGACAAGAAUGGGCCAGUAGCACUGCUGUCAUCACAGCAUUUAUACAAGCCUUGAUGCUAAAAGUUAAGAGAGGCUGGAGGCCUGAUCGGACCAUUGUUUUCUGCUCAUGGGGAGGAACAUCAUUUGGCAACAUUGGCUCAUAUGAAUGGGCAGAGGAUCUCAAGAAAGUUCUCCAGAGAAACAUUGUGGCUUAUGUUAGCCUUCAUAACCCAGUAAGAGGCAACUCAAGUUUGCAUCCUGUAGCAUCUCCUUCUCUUCAGCAACUGGCAACAGAGAAACAGAGCCUCACCUGUCUGGGGAAAAUGAAGUGCCCAGGAUCCAAUGUGAGUUCUGUACAGAUGCAGGGUGAUUCUGAUUAUUUCAUCAAUCAUCUUGGGAUUCCCACUGUUCAGUUUUCUUACGAAGACAUCAAAACAUUGAAGAGUCCAAGCUUUCUCUUUGAAGCUCUCUUUCCUGCACAUAACACAGUAACUGAAGAGCUGGAUCCCUUCUUCAACCUGCAUGAGACCAUUGCUAAGCUAACAGGAGAGGUGACUUUGCAAAUUGCCAGUGAACCGGUUCUGCCCUUUAAUGCCCUGGACAUCGCAUUAGAAGUUCAGAACAGCCUUAAAGGUGACCAAUUAGACACCCGUCAGUUGCUGGCAAUGGCUUCAAGACUGAGAGACAGUGCAGAAUUGUUCCAGUCAGAUGAGAUGCGUCCAGCUAAUGACCCCAAGGAGAGAGCUCCUAUCCGAGUGAGAAUGCUUAAUGACGUUUUGCAAGGUCUGGAGAAAAACUUCUUAGUUCAACAAGCUCCUCCAGGGUUUUACAGAAACAUACUUUACAGGCUGGAUGAAAAGAUGAGCCAAUUUUCAGUACUACUAGAGGCACUGGAGCACUGCAAGCUACAUCAGUCAAAUGAGACCCUUCAAGCAGCCUUGUCAAAGGUGCUGAACAGCAUCAAUUCAGCUCAGGUUUACUUCAGUGCAGGACUUGAUGUGUUUGAGACUGCCUUUGCUGGAAAGAAAUGAGAAAACUCUCAGCAUUCUAAGAAGUUUGUUUACAAUUCACUAAGCAAAAGUUCGAGUCGGACCAGCAUUUCUUUGAGAUUAAAAGUUUUUUCAACUUUUUUUUUUCAAUCGGUGUUUAAAGGUACUACAGUGUGUGUUCUAAUAACUAUAAAACAGUCUUUUGCACUGUUCACGGUAAAUCCCAGAUGUCUCUUUGAGAAUGUGUAAAAACAUACUCAGGGGGGAAUAACACUCAAGAUUUGAUUUUUAGAAGGAAAUCUGCUGUAUUUUUAUAUGUAAAAUAUAUUUUUAUGACUAAGGGCUCCAUCUUGCAAAGUGCUGAACACUUGCUGCAAAAUGCUAAGGGCCUGAUUUUCAGAGGUGAGGAACACCCACUGUUGUAAGUAUCUCAGAGCUGUGAAUGUUCAGCACCUCAGCAAAUCAUGACUGCAGUACCCUAAAAUUCAUUGGUUCACCCUUAAGUCCUCCAAUACCCAGAUUUGCUACACCUCCACAACAAACUCAUCUUUGUUCUUUCCCCUUUAUGUCUGGGGAGAGGAAGUUGAGGGAUGUGGGUUCAUUCUAUUGGUGUUCAGGGCAUGCAGGACUAAGGAGGUGGCACUCGAUACCUUACAGGUAGAGUCCAACAUUCUGAGACCAUCCUUACUCCUGUGGAUGAUGCAUAUAGUCUGAAUGUUGCUUAGGUUCUGGGAGAGUUAAGAACCUUUGAUUAUCCUGUUUCUGCACCAGAAAAGGAGAAUUUUAAUUGCAAUGAAAAGCAUUUGGGGUUUUUGUUUUGUUUUUAACAAUUCAGAUGAUUUAGGAAGAUCUGAAUUAGUUGACAGAGUUGACCAAAAACAUUUUGAAUGUUUAUAUUUAUGAAAUGAAGUGCCUAAUCUUACAGAACUAGUAGUACUACCCUGGUUAACAAACUAUCAACUUUUAUAAUGGCAUCCAUUAUACGGGCCCCCGUCUCUCCUAGAGUGGUAUAAGGGGGCCUUACCAUAAAUGAGAAUCAAAAUCUAAAAAUCCUAGGAAAGUUCUUAAGAUAUAGGGCUUGAUUGUUUCAUUGGCAGGACCCAGGCUGUGGACUCACAGCAGUGCAAUCAUAGUAGUGCAAGCCAUCUACAGUUCCCACCCCACCAGAGAUUCUGGAAUAGCCAGCACAACCCAAAUAGAUUAAGCAUGUCUCUUGUCUGAAACAUAAACCAGUAUUCCCUUAAUGGAAUCCCUGUCUGAGGGAAACAGUAAUACCUCUACCACUGCAUAGCAUGGAAUUAUUGAUGGGUGAAGCAGGUACAGUUUGUACCUCCCUGUGCUGCUGGGGUGAAUGUGAGUGCACACAGGACAACUGGAAUGCUAGUCAUUUAAUUUUGCAAAACAGGUGACUGAAGGGGCCAAAGUUUACUGGGACUUAGGGCUUUAAAUCCAUAGAUCAUUAUAAUUCCAUACAAUAAAAUUUAGAGCAUAUAGAGAAACACAAUUUUAAGAAUGAUUAGUGUGGAAUUAGAGCUGCAAGGAAAAAAUGAUCAGACGUCACUGGGACUUCCAGACUGAAAAAGGAGUUGCUGUCUGGGAUCCUAAAUAGUUUAUUGUUGCCUCAAAUUUGCCCGUGAAAAUAAAAAGGGAGAUAUUUCAAUUUAUAAUGAAAACAGCCACAUUUCUGUUUGAAUGUAGAAAAAUUUCACCUGAGGAAAAUUGCAAAUUUGUCCAAAGGGUGCAACUUCGUGUCAGUACUGUUUAACAAGAGCAUGUUCCCAAAGUAAAAACAGGGAGUUUUAUCACAACUCUGAGUCUUUAUUUCCCCACAUAUUGUUCUUCAAAAACAUACUUCUAUAGCUGCAAUGUUUGAUAUAGAGUGCAUGCAACUUUGCUUUUAUCACAUUUCAUCAUACAUUAUUAAUGCAGGAAAGAGUUUACUCUCUACCUUUCAGCUAACACUAGGUGCUUCUAAUAUGGAGGGAUCUGUCUGCUGGAGGGCAGGUGAGCAAUUUGACUUUCUAAACCUACUCUAAAGAGAUGGCAUGGCACCAUUUUCUUCUGCCAUAGCACAUCUUCUCUGUCAUCGGGUUUCCAAUAGCACCCCUCACCGUGGUUUCUAACCGGUUGGAACUGCUUCAUAUGUAUGUUCUGUAUUUGCCAACAAUAUUUAACAAUUUAUUGCAUGCACUAGAUUUGUAUUGUAUUUGUUGAGGAGGAGCAAUCUCCCAGCUGUGAGGUUAGUGCCAGGUCUUCCUUGGGUUACUGAUCCCCUCAAGCUUGAUCCUGUUCCAAUUGAAGUCAAUGGUAAAGUGCUUAUUGACUUCAGUGGUUCAGAAUCAGGCUCCAAUAAAGGGCCCUAAAAUAUAGACCAACACCUCUUGGCAAGUUUCCUUCUUCCAGAAAGGACUAGUAGCCCUUUCUGGGUCUAAAAUGUAAAAUCCCCCAAUCUCCAUUAAUCCAAUCUGUGUCAUUUCCAAUAUUGUAUAAAUUGAGAUUUUUUGAGACGACUGUGUCCUUUAUUACAACUGCAUCAUUCCUGAUUAACUUUCCCUUCCACCUUCCUCCAGUUAUGUUAGACCAUAACCAGUUUUAAAGUCACAGACCUUGACGUAGUCUACUUCAUAUAACACCAUUAUAGUAUAUGUCUGCCUAGGGAUGAUCCCCUGCACCUGCGGGGCAUAGGCUUGAUGGGUUACUAGAUGCUAACUCGUCUGAUUUUAGAGGUGUAAGUGGGUGCUCACAGGUAAUUUUUGCACCACUUUUCUUUUGAAAAGGUACUGCAGGCCAUCUCUUGCCAAUGUUUUUUUACAUGUAGUCUGGUAGAGUCAGGGAAUUGAUAGCAAGAUAAAACGUUAAAUAUCUAGUGAAUUUCUAAUAUAGAAUCUUUCUCUCAGCCAAUUGUUCCACAGGUAAGAAAAGGUGUUUGUAAUAGUUUACUUAAACUAAAUUCCUUCUGGUAUUGUGUUGAAAUAAAUGAAAUGCCCUUUUUAAAAAUGCGGUAUGUUUGCAAACUCCUUGAAGGGAUACUAAAAAAAAAUCUGUUACCUUUUCAUGAGCAUCGAUUGCCAAACCCAGCAUAACAAAUACAUUGAUUGCUAGAGCGCCUACUCGCCGGGACCAGAAAUCCUAAGGCUUGCGAUAGUUGUAUGGUAAAGCAGUUGAUAAUAAAAGGCUAACAUGAUUUUAUUAGUGCAUAUUUUAGUGAGUCCAUAAAGAACUAAAAUAUAAUCAAAUCAUAUAAAUAACAAGGACAUUGAAGCUGGAAUUUCAGCACUAACUUCAUAGUGGGCAGUGAAUUGUUUUUCUCACCCAAGAAAAACAAGCCCCUUUUGCUGUACAGUAUACACAAAUAAACAUAUUGCUUGUAUAGUGCCUUUAUUUUUCAAGUAUUGUGCAUAUACUAAUUUAUAUACAUGGUACCAUCCCCACCCGCAUAGAUGGAGGUGAUACCCAUGUGAUAAAUUCAAGAAUGAAUUUACCAUACACUUGACUGCUUCACCUGCCCUCUGUCCAUUAUCACAGCUUCUAGGACUUGUUCAAAUCUAAGGAGCUGUAAGAAGGGCACUGCAGCAAUGCAUGGGGAACAAAUCAGUCUACAUUUUUCUCCCUAGGAGUAGUUCUUUCAUAUGUCUUUUACCCACUUUAAUCAUUAUUACUGUAUGCAUUUGAAGAAUGCCCAUUAUUAUAAUAUUAAUUUAUCAUUCAUUUUACAGGGAAUUUGGUGUGAAAAAUCUCAGCCUAAUUGUCUGGGAUUCCAAAGCCAUUAUUUAUUGGACAAAGAAAUAUGACUUGCAAGCCCAUUAGCUCAAGCUGUAAAGACUCAUGUUUUUAUCUCUGGAGAUCCCCUUUUCAAUCCCUGCCCAUAAGCACGAAGGUGGUCAUCACACAUACUGUCUAAGAGAUGGAUCUAGAGAAAGCAGGAUGCACUAGGAAAUCUAGAGAAGGGUGUAAACUCAUAGGGAAAAAUACAUAGAGAUAGUUAAAUAUCAUAAACUACAUAUUUUCCUCCAGACGAGUUUGAUGAAAUUCUGUGGCCUGUGUUAUGCAGGAGGUCAAACUAGAUGACCAUAAUAUGAUACCUUCUGGUCUUAAAAUUUAUGACUCAUUUGAGAGAGAGAGAGAGAGAGAGAGUGCUAAGUUUGGUUUUAGAUACAUUUUCAAGAGAACAAUAAGAGAUGGGCCCAUGCUCAAAGCCUUGUAUUUUGGGCUAUCAUCCUUUGAGCUAAGGAUAAUUGGAAGUGACUACCCUAAAAUAUGUUAAUGUCACUCUUCCAAGGUCCAGCUAUGUGGGGUGGAAGAAGUUAAGUUCCUUUAACUCUCAGUGGGACUUCAGGGUUCUCAGGAUCAGACCUUAACUUGGAUAGGUGGUUGCCUGAGUGUCAUUCCCUUUGCUCUGAAGGCAAAUUCUUUCUAGUACUGCACUACCAGUUCCUGCCAAUUUAGGAGUGAAAAGCAAAGUCCAGUUUCAGAGGUCUGGGGUCUGAUUUUGCAGCAUACUUAGCAUCUAGCACUUGUAUGUUUAAAGCCUGGCUUCAUUGACUUCUGUUGCUUCUGUAAGUGCUCAACACUUCUACAAGACAGACCUCGGGGUCUCAAGUCAGGCACCCAGAAAAUUAGGACAGUUAGUGGCCACCUGUGUAAAGUUUGGUUGAAAUGAUUUGUCCAGCACCACAAAGGAACUUUGUGUCAGAGGCAGGGAUAAAAUCCAGUUCUCCAGGACAGUAUCCAACUGCUUUAACCAUGAGACUGUGCUUUUUCUCCUCACAAUCCCCAUCUUGUUCACUAUACAUCUUUCCAAACUAAUGACUUCCCCCUUCUCCAUGCCCCUUGUGUCCAUGUCACAAUGGCGGGAUGGUUCAGAGCUCCCAAUGUGCUCCUGUGAUUCCCAGUUAGCAUAACCUUGAGCCCUGAUCAGCUGAUAUAGGAUAGAGCAGUUUUGAGGCUGCUUUGCAGCCCCACCCAGAACAUUAAGGCACUAGUGGUUUCCAGUACUUACUAGAAUGUUCUGCCUUGUGGCAAUCUGGUAUUGUACACUAUUUGUGGCUUUUCAUACAUUCAGCUGGACUUUUUUUCCCCCUCUCUGCCCUCAUUUCCUGGCCUCAGCAUCUACAUUUUUUUACAUUCUAUGAAUCCACUAGAGGGAAAUUAAGGGGAUGCUUAAUAUUUCAAUUUACAUCAGAUGAGAUAAAGACAAAAGCUGUUUGUUUUCCAUCUGCAGUCUAUGGAAGUUAGUGGACAACAUACUCUUAUCAUGUAUAUUAUGAUUUGGUAUGCUAAGAGAAAUGGAAAAUGAAUGUAAUUCCUCAUCCAAUGAAAGCAGAAAGAAUUCAGGGAACACUUUACACUCAAAUAUUUUAACCAUUUGUAUACAACGAGAGAGAACAAGAAAGAAGUGAAGAAAUAUGAGCAGAUGUUUUCUUAUGGAAAAUUCUGUUGUGCUUCAGUAAAGGAUUUUAAUAUUGUACUCAUACCUAUGCAUUCUAUACCUCUGAGCCCUUGUACCACUGGCAUGUCCCAUAAGGAUUAAUCCUAGUGCUGUCCUAAGCCUCCUUCACUACACAGCCCUGAUUGAUCCUCAGAGCUUGUUCAUUCUGUGCACUGAAUAAGGCAGGAGCCCUGUGGAAAAACAGUAUGUGAUUACGUAAUUAAAGACAUCAUUACAUCAUGCAUAUGCACAAGAGGUAACAAGUUUAUGUAGAAAACUUUAAAUAUGGCAUUUCCUAAAUUGGAGUGAUUGACUUUGCAGCCUUAAUGUUCUUUUAACAUCAUACUUUUGUGUGUGUUAUUUCCUACGUCUUUCAAAUAGCAAAGCGAAAAAGCAAAUUCCAUCAUGUUGCAUCAUAAUGAUAAACAUCUGUCUCCCCUUCUCUCCACCUCCUUCCCUCUGCCUCACUGGAUUUCAGUUCAUCUUCUUUCUUCACCAGUCCUAGUCUCUCCCCAUGCUCCUUGUCUGUUCCCAGUAUCUAGCCCCAGGCUCUUGGUACCAGUCUAUACUCCUUGAGCCCCUCCCCAGGUUUGGGUCUAUUCCCCUCUGCAUUCAAAUUGGGCAGAUUCCUCCUCUACACUGCCUGGGGCCAGCAGAGAGAGCAUUGAGAGCACAGGGUCCCUCCUCUCAGAUGAGGGUCUAAGUCCCAACAUGACCAGGGCAGCCAGAGCUGUCUGCAAUUACUGUGAGGUUUUUAAUCUGUUAAAAUGUUGGUCAUCUCUUCUGAGCCUGUGCAAACUGUGAUUUUUUUUAAAAGGUUUAUCACUUGGCCAAAUUUGGGCAAAUUUUCAUGGGAAUGGCAAAAGGCCCAUCUGUGACGCAAAGGCCACUACUCUGCAAAAUUUCAACUCCCUGAGGGUGCUAGAUCUUCUCAAUUAUACAUUGUCAAAAUCUUGUGAAAAUAGGCAAAACAAUGUAUUUUUCCCUAGCCUUAUUCUCAGAAACGAUUGAACCAUUUUCACUGAAAAUUUCCAAUAGCAGUAGUAGUACUAACAAUAAUUACUAAUACUCAGACUGAGGAAAACACCCAGCCUGGAAAUUUUCAGUCCAAAUGGUAAAAGUUUGGCAAAGUUAUAAGCAAUUGAAAACAGGGUCUUCUAAUAGGAAGUGUUGGGAACACUAUAAGAGGUGGUGCUACCAGCCGCACCUAUAACAAUUAUUUUGGUGCUCAUGCAGGGUUACAAGAUGUCAUCACAUCAUCAGCGUAAUAGGUUAUUUCAAUGUGUCUCAUUAAGUAUUCUACUUAUGGAAUACAUCAUAUUGAAGGCUUCCAUAGCUUAGUCUACAAAGUGGGUGGACAUAAUCAAGUGUAAAUACUUAUUAGUAAUUUUGACAGAAGCUGGCUUAAUGAUAACAUUUCCCAAAACAUUUUGUAAGGAGCAUUAGUUAUUUAUAUUCUGCUUAAUUCCUUGUGUCCCUUGGCAUAUGAUAAUAAAGGUAGGACCAACUUUUUAAAAGUUUGCAGGAACCUUUCACGUUCUUUGGUCAGUACUAUAUAAAGCACAGGACAGAGUAUAAGUGUAUAUAGUGUAUGUAUAUGUGAUAUACUGUAAUCUGGUACAAUCAUGAUGCUUAUUAAAAAUGUUGGAAUAUAUUAAUGUAAAUCCUUUAGUCUUGGAAAUACACAGGCCUGGAAUAAGAACAGAGGCUUAAUUUAAAAAAUAUAGUUAGAACACAGGUAUUGAACAGAAUUUUUUUUCAUUUGUAAGUACAGUUUUAUGCUUAUUCAGCUAUCUAUUCAUUUGGUAAAAAAAAGAAUUUUGUUUAAGCUACUUUUCUCUGUUGUUUUUCCCCAACAAGGCUUUUAAAAAUGAAAUAAGCACCUAUUCUUUGUUGUUUUUUUUAAGUGCUUGCUGCCUUUAAUAUUUUUAAAUGAUGUUACACAAUGGUUGGGAAGCUUAUCUUGCUUUAGAAUGGUAUUAAGGCCUCUUUAUCUGAUCAUUAUCAUGCAUUGUUUGAUAGGCAGAACUGAGGGCUGAUCUUUACUACUGAGAGAUCGAUGCUCUUGCAGUCGAUGCAGCAUGGAUCGAUUUAGCGGGUCUAGUGAAGACCCGCUAAAUCGAUGGCAGAGCACACUCAGGUCAACCCCAGUACUCCACUUUUCCAAGAAGAGCAGGGGAAUUUGACUGGAGAGCGUCUCCCAUCGACGCAGCACAGCACGGGGUAAGUCGACCUAAACUACAUCAAGUUCGGCUAUGUUAUUUACGUAGCUGGACUAGCAUAACUUAAGUUGACUUACCCCCACAAUGAAGACAAGCCCUCUGAGUUAAAGUGGUAUGGUUUUGAAGCAGUCUUUUGGGAAAGAGGUUCUUUACAGAUUCACUAGUGUAUUGAACGUAACGCACUUAGGUGGCUUUUACUGUGUCUUUAUUAUAGAGUCACUAUAGGUAUCCAAGAUGACGUUUUGAGGCACUAACCUGAGAGAGCUGAAUGUGGUGGUGUAAUCAGAUUCCAGAGACCUAGUCCAUCUGCCACAUUUGGAGUGAGCUGGGGGAAGGACUGCUAGUUGAGCAGUUGGUUCAGCUUUUAUUCUGGAUUCUUAAGAGCACCUCCUCAUUGCAACCUUCAAAAUAUUAACACUGAGAACAUAAUCUAUUUACUGGUGCAAAAAGCUCCCUGACUGUUGAUUGUAAGAUUUUUUUUUUGUCCUCCUAGCAUUGAUUUAAAAAAAAAAAGAUAGCUCUGGAAACUAGAGACAAUCAUAAGGUUCCUCUGCCAGGGAUUGAGGAGAUGUUUUCUUUCCUAUGUUUGUUUAUGCCUACAAUUCAUGGUUAUACUACAUUUUCAGUUUGUGAUGCAUUCUUAGUUAGAAUUUUUAUUCAUCCAGUUCAAUUAACGCCAUAUGAAAAGCUUAUUCAGUGCUAAACUUCACAAAGCAGUAUUCUUCUUCGAGUGAUUGCUCAUAUCCAUUCCAGUUAGGUGU